AUGGCUUUCGACAAUUCGCACAACGAUAAGGACUGCCUUGAGCCCAUCGCGAUCGUAGGCCUAUCACUCCGGUUCCCGGCCGGAGCCACAGAUUUAGAUCGUUUCUUCAAUUUGAUCACAGAGGCCCGUUGCGUGUCGCAAGCAUUCCCCUCUGACCGUCUGGAUGUUACGGGCGCCUACUGGCCCAAGGCUGCAGCCGCAGUCCCGACGGUGAGCGGAGGACAUUUCCUAGCUGAAGAUAUCACUGCAUUCGAUGCACCCUUCUUUGGCAUCUCAGCCGUGGAGGCAGCCUCCAUGGACCCCCAGCAGCGACUGCUCCUGGAAACCAGCUACGUUGCCUUGGAAAAUGCCGGGAUCCCCAUCGAGCAGAUUACGGGGUCCAACGCCUCCGUCUAUGUCGGCUGCUUCACCGAUGACUACAAGGAACUUUACCGGAAAGACGUGCGCGACAGCGCACCCUACGCAGCCACGGGGAUCACCACCACGCUGAACGCGAACCGCGUGAGCUGGUUCUACAACUUCAUGGGCCCCAGUAUCAACGUGGACACUGCCUGCUCCAGUAGCCUGGUCGCCCUGGACUUAGCCUGUCAGGCGCUGCGCGCAGGUCAGACUGAUAUGUGCCUGGCUGGAGGAGCUAAUUUGAUUCUGGCCCCUGAUCUGUUCCAUAUCCUGUCAGAGAUGAGCAUGCUUUCCCCCGACAGCCGCAGCUAUAGCUUUGAUGCUCGAGGUAAUGGGUACGGGCGCGGGGAAGGGGUAGCCAUGUUGGUCCUUAAACGGAUGAGCUGUGCGCUGCGGGAUGGCGAUACCAUCCGCGCCGUGGUGCGCUCCACUGCGUGCAACCAGAACGGGUACACCCCUGGAAUCACCCAGCCAAGUAUGAGCGCUCAGGAGGCCCUUAUCAACGCGUGCUACGCGCGUGCUGGACUGGAUAAGGCUCGUACGGGAUACGUGGAGGCGCACGGCACGGGAACCCCAGCCGGCGAUCCCAUUGAGGCGGAGGCUCUAGGUGCAAGCUUCCGAGAUAGCCGGCGCCCGGGUGAGAGGCUUUAUGUGGGCUCCGUCAAAGCCAAUAUCGGCCAUUUGGAGGGAUCCAGCGGUAUCGCGGGUGUGAUCAAGGCGAUUGCCAUGCUGGAGCGAGGGUGGAUCCCCGCUAUUGCCGAUUUGCAGAGCGUCAACUCGAUGAUCGAUGAGGCUGCGUUACGUCUUCAGUUCCCUCGGUCAGGGGUCCCUUGGCCUCGUCCCGGUCUUCGACGAAUUUCCGUCAAUUCGUUUGGGUUCGGUGGCUCCAACGCCCACGCGGUGUUGGAUGAUGCGUAUCACUUCUUACUGGAGCACCAGUUGGACGGCGUGGCAUAUCGACCGCGCACGGAUUCUUCCACCCCUCAGGAAGAGAUUAUCCCCGUCUACGUCUUGCGCGACCAACGGUCCAACAAUGAGCCACCACUACUAGCAUCAUCUUCUUCAGUAGCUCCUACCGCAGCAGCAGGAGUGCAGCAAAAGCGUGUCCGGCUCCUGCCACUAUCGUCGUCAGACAAAGCAGGUAUCACUCGAACAGUCACCAGCCUGACCGAAUAUUUCCAGUCCCGCGGCGGCGGUACGGCGGAGGCGGCGACUCCCCCGUCAGUCGAAUUCUCCGAUGCACUGGCAUACACGCUCGCCCAACGCCGGACGUUUCUCCCUUGGCGCGCCUGUGCAGUCGUCCCCUCAGACAUGCCGCUGCACGAGUUUCGAACGAUGGUUUCGCCUGCGGUGAAGUCGCCAAAGACGCCGCCCAAGAUCGCGUUCGUAUUCACCGGCCAGGGUGCGCAGUGGGCGCAAAUGGGCGCCGACCUUUGUGUAUACUCCGUCUUUCGUCGGCGGUUAGAAGAGGCGGAUGAGGAUCUGCGCGCUUUUGGUUGCGAUUGGAGACUUUUAGAUGAACUGGCAAAGCCGGCAGAGACAAGUCGGAUCAACGAGCCUCGGAUUAGCCAAGUCCUUUGCACGGUCGUCCAAAUCGCUUUAGUGGACCUGCUCAAUACCUUUGGUAUCAUGUGCAGCGUGGUCAUUGGACACUCGUCGGGAGAAAUUGCUGCAGCGUACUGCUGUGGCGCCAUUUCCGCGCGCAGCGCUUGGCGGAUUGCGUUUCUGCGGGGCACGCUGGUGUCUGCUACACUGCAAGAAUCAACAAUUUCCGGGGAGAUGCUGGCAGUCGGGCUCUCUGCGGCAGACGCUGCAUCCUACCUGGAUGGAACCGAUGCAGGGGAGGACAAAAUGGGAUCUAGUCAGGUCAGCAUCGCGUGCUUCAACAGCCCGAAUAACGUGACUCUGUCUGGGGAUGAGGCGGCCAUCGACGCGCUGAAGGCCAAAUUCGACGCUGCGGGGAUCUUCGCCCGCAAGCUGUCCACUGGCGUGGCCUACCAUUCCAACCAUCUGCAUUCGGUGGCGGAUGCGUACGCGAGCGCAAUCGGGGAGAUCGAGCCCGGGGAACACGGAAGGGAGCAGGGCCUACUGCAGCGCACCGACGCCUCGGUCGUCAUGGUCUCGACCGUCUCGGGCCAGCGAGUCCCCGCCGAGAUGCUGCGCCAGGGUAGCUACUGGGCAAGCAACUUGGUACGACCCGUGCGCUUCCUCCAGGCCGUUCAAAGUCUUUUGAGCAAGCGCGGGGUCGUGAAGAAGCUCGACGGAAGCCACCGACUCCUGAUGGAUAUCAACACCUGCGUGGAAAUUGGGCCCCACGGGGCCCUGCGCGGGCCGAUCAAAGAGAUCCUUCAGGCUCAGGACCAUCCCAUGACCUACGUCUCUACCUUGCAGCGGGCCCAGCCAGGGGCUGACGCCCUCCUCCGCUCAGUGGGUCAUCUGUGGUGCCUGGGAUUAUCGAUCAACUGGAACCGGGUGAACCACGAACCCCACUCCUCCGAGACAGAUUCAGACGAGAGGGAAGGAGUAACUGUAGUGCCUCCUGCGCUUGUCUCGCUGGCCGACCUUCCCCCAUAUGCCUGGGAGCAUUCGCGGCGGUUCUUCCAUGAGAGUCGAACAAGCAGGAAUCAUCGGCUCCGCAGCAAGCCCCGAUCCAAGUUGCUCGGGGAGGCUGCGGUGGACUGGAAUGCCCUGGAGGCGCGUUGGGGCAACUUCCUGAAGCGCUCCGAGCAUCCCUGGAUCGAAGAUCAUCAGAUUAAUGGAACGAUCCUCUUCCCCGCCGCCGGCAUGAUGGCGAUGGCCGUCGAGGCCAUGCAGCAGCAGGUCCAGCUCGCCGGAGCAGCCUCUAUCAACCGGCCGAUCCUCGGCUACGAGCUCCGCGACAUUCACCUGAGCACAGCGCUGGUGAUCCCCGACCACGAGCGGGGUGUGGAAGUCCAAUUCAUCCUGCGCCGGCAGCAGCAGCAGCAACCGGGGGCCGGAGCCGGCGGCGGCAGUCGAGACGGUGGCUGGUGGUCGGAUUUCCGGCUAUGCGCAUAUCUGGAGGGUGAAUGGGAAGAAAUCUGCACAGGGAGUAUCCGGGUCGAUUUCGGGGUCGCCGAGUCUGGCAUUGGGACCCAGCGCGUCGCGCAGGCCCGCCUGCGAAGCCUGCAGGACCGGCACGCUUCCCUGCAGCAGCAGCAGCAGCAGGAGCAGCCUCAGUGGGAGGAGCGGGGAGAGCAUCAUGGUUUGGAGAUCGCGGCCUUUUAUGAACGCCUUGCCCAACAUGGACUGGAAUUCGGGCCCGCCUUCCGCACUCUUGUCGAGGCGCAGUGGGCCGGCGGCCGGGAUUGCCGCGCCGUCAUCAAGGUCCAUCAUCCACAGGAUGAUGACGAAGUGAAAUAUGUUGUCCAUCCGUGCACGCUCGAUGCGCUGCUGCACAUGCCCAUGGUGGCGCUGACGCAGAAUCCCGUACGCAGACGAUCUACGGCCAUCCCCUCCAACAUUCGACGGGUCUGGAUAGCGUCUUCGGGCCUUGGAUGGUCAUCAUCGUCGUUGUCAUCGGAGUUGCAGACUGGGUCGGAGAACACGCUGGACGCGCUGGCAGAGAUCGUGGCCACCGACCGUCGCGGGUGCGAAGUACAAUCCCAUGCCUUGAGUCAUGACCGGGCGCGUCUGCUGGCAGAGUUGGAAGGGGUUCGGCUGACGAUCGUCAAUGACAUGGCCGAUCAAAUGACCGACGACGACCAUGGGGCGCAGGACUGUACCUGGAACCUGGUCUGGAAACCCGAUCUGGAUUUGAUGACUGGGCCCCAGGUGGCUCAGUGGUGCAGCAGCAGCAGCCGCAGUAUGCCCUCAUCUCAUGAGGGCCUGGACCCGACCAGCGGGGAUCCUGCAGAUUUCUAUCGUGACUUGGCCUUCCUUCAUUACUCGAUGCUGUCGCAGAUUACAUCGUCGGGGGUGAAUCCGUCGAAACCUCACUUGCAAAAAUACAUGGACUGGGCUCGCCGCCAGGUCCGGCGAGUCGAAGCUGGCGAGACGCCGCAUUGGCAGCCAAGCUGGCCGACCUUAGCUGGAGACUUAAACUACCGCAAUGCCCUGAUGGAUCGACUAGAGCAAGUCAACGCGCAGGGACGAGUUCAUGUGGCAGUCGCCCGCCACCUGGACCAGUUGGUCGUUGGUCAAAUGGACCCCUUGGAGCUGCUGUUCGGGUCGUCCUUGUUGGAUUCGCUCUACGCCGAACUGAGCGGCAGUGACACGUCGGCAUUUACCCAGCUAGGUGAAUACCUACAGCUGUACUCUCACAAGUAUCCAAACGCCCGCUACCUGGAAAUCGGUGCUGGCACGGGGGGCACGACCGCCGCCAUACUGCACUCACUUGGGGAGAAACAGGGACAGCUAGAGGUGACCGGCCCGCGGUAUCAGGAGUAUACCUACUCAGAUAUCUCAGAGGCCUAUUUUGACGCCGCCAAGACCCGGUUCGAAAGGUACCCCGGCCUGCUGUUCCGCCGACUGGAUAUCGAGGAAGAUCUCCUGAGCCAAGGGUAUACCCCCGAGUCCUACGACGUGGUCGUCGGGGCCAACGUACUCCACGCUACCAAGGACCUCCGGGCAACGCUGCAGAAGGCGCAGGCCUUGCUUCGUCCCGGGGGGAAGCUGAUUCUUUUCGAGAUCACGGCCCCCGCCUUGGGACGGAGUGGGUUCAUCAUGGGCCUGCUACCGGGCUGGUGGCUCAGUUCUGAAGACUAUCGCAGCGAGGGUCCCUGUGUCCCAUUGUCCACCUGGGACGCACUGCUGCAGGAUACGGGCUUCACAGGCGUGAAGCAAGAAUUUCGCGACUAUCGCAGCGAUACCUGCCAUGAGCUAAGCGUACUGAUCAGCAGCCGCCAGGUCCCAUCCGACGGAGCUGGCAUGCUCCUGCAGGAGCUCGAUACACCGGGUCCUGCGCCUCCAGCGGUGGUGAACAUCGUGGCUCAUCCAACUCACAGUCCUCAGGGGGAAGGGCAGAGUGUUCCUUACGCAACUGCCAUCCAGAAAUACCUGCAACACAUCGGAGUCCCCAGCCAGAUUACCCCAAUGGACCAAGUGGAACCCGGGACGAGGCUCACCAUCGUGACUGUCGACUUGGACCUGGAUCGGCCGUUUCUACGCAGCAUGAACCCUGAGGACUUUGCAGCGCUCCAGCGGAUGAUCCGCCACAGUCACAAUGUGGCCUGGGUGAGUCGCACGGUUGACGAUGGCUCCUCGGACCCAGCAUACAACAUGGUCACGGGCCUGGCGCGGGUCUGCCUUGCUGAAGAGGAAGGGCACCGGUUUCUCCGCGUCGGGCUGACGGGGGCGCCCAUGAACAACACGCCUUCCGAGGCCCAGCUGAAAGCCCUUCUGCUGGCCGUCCAACAGAUGCUGCGGCCCGCCGCCGAUCCCUCCUCAUCGGAGGCUUACGAGAUGGAAUAUGAGCAGCGAGCUGCAGAAGGAAAAGACCUGUUUCACAUCGCCCGACUCCAGCAAGACCGAUAUUGCCAGGAGGGCGUGCAUCGAACGCUCCACCCAUUGAUCUCGGAGGACCGGCCGUGGCAGGAGGCGCCAAUGCCACUGAAACUCACGACGCAAACCCCGGGGCUUCUGGAGUCGCUGCGAUUUGUUGCGGAUCAGGAGCACAAUGCCGUGCCGCUGGCGGCAGACGAGGUGGAGAUCCAAGUCCACGCCGUCGGACUGAACUUCAAGGACUGCCUCAUUGCCCUCGGCCGCGUGCCCGCUGACACUCUGGGCAAUGAGUGCGCCGGGGUGGUGACACGUGUAGGGCCCGCCUGCUCCCCGGACAAGGUCCGGGUCGGGGACCGCGUCUGCAUGUCCACGGUCGAGGCAUUCAAGACGUAUGCCCGCAGCAAGGUCCAGUGCGUGUGUCGCCUGCCGGACGCCAUGAGCUUCACCACCGCCGCUGCCAUCCCGACGCAGUUCGUCACCGCCUGGACAAGCCUCGUGCAGAUCGGACGGCUGACCCAAGGGGAGAAAGUGCUGAUUCAUGCCGGUGCUGGCGGCACCGGCCAAGCAGCGAUCCAGAUCAGCCAGUACCUCGGGGCAGAUGUUUACGUGACCGUGAGCUCGGAGGCCAAAAGAGAUCUCCUCAUGGACACGUACGCGAUCCCGGAGGGGCGUAUCUUUUACAGCCGCGAUGUGGCCUUUGCGCAGGGCGUCAAGGAUGCGACCGGGGGUCGUGGAGUAGACCUGGUGCUCAACUCGCUAUCCGGCGAGUGUCUCCUGGCCUCGUGGGACUGCCUGGCGCCCUAUGGCCGGUUCGUGGAAAUCGGCAAGAAAGAUAUCCUGGACAACGCGCGACUCCCCAUGCUCCCCUUCAACCGGGGGGUCAGCUUCUCGGCGUUUGAUGGAUCGACAUGGAUGCUCGAGCGUCCGGAGCAGGCCGAGCGAGGCAUUCACACCAUCAUGGCGCUGUUUGAGCAGGGCGUGUUGCAACCUGCCCACCCAUUGCGCGUCCGGUCUGUGACGGAGGUGCAGCAGGCUUUUGCCGCGCUCGCCGACGGGAAGACCAGCGGCAAGACCGUUAUCGAGAUUACCCCAACCGCUUCGGUGCCGAUGACCCUGCCCGCGGCGAUGCCGACCCAGGGCUUCCUGGGCGAUGCCACCUAUGUGCUCGCAGGCGGCUUUGGCGGUAUUGGCCGCAGUAUCGCGCGCUGGAUGGCCGAGCGCGGCGCCCGCCACCUCCUGAUACUCUCGCGCUCGGGGCCGCAGAGCCCUGAAUCCCGCCAGCUGGUGGCCGAGCUCCACGGGGCGGGGGUCCGUGUGCACGCGCCUGUCUGCAAUCUCGCCGAUCGGGAGACGCUGUCGCGCGUGCUCCACGAGGCCCAGUCCCCUACCGGAGCCGCGAUGCCGCCGAUCCGCGGCUGCAUCCAGGCAUCAAUGGUUCUGCAGGAUACCCUACUUGCCGAGAUGACGCACGCCCAAUGGGUCGCCGCCGUGCAGCCCAAGGUGGCCGGGUCAUGGAACCUCCAUGCCUGCCUCGAGCACCAACCGCUGGACUUUUUCGUCUGCCUGUCCUCCGUGUCUGGCGUCGCGGGUCAGCGCGGCCAGUCCAACUACGCCGCGGGCAACACCUUCCAGGACAGCCUGGCACGGUACCGCGUAGCGCGCGGGCUGCCAGCCGUGAGUCUCGACCUCGGGGCCAUGGUCGACGACGGGUUCCUGACGCAGAACCAAACCAUCCGAGACCGGCUGCUGGGCGGCGGAUCCAUGGUGCCGAUUACCCGCCCCAAGUUCCUGGCCCUGCUGGAAUUCUACUGCUGCCGUGCGAUGGAGGACGCGAGUGACAAGGACGAGGAGGAUCUUGUCGUCGUGGCGGUGGCGCCAGCGGACGCGCCGCCCCUGACGCUGGCCAACUGCCAGACGGUGUUCGGGAUCAAUACUCCUCAGGCCAUGCAGGUGCGCGGACUGGAUGAGCCCGGGUGGAUGCAGAGGCCCUUGUUUGGCCUCCUUCAUCGCGUGUCAACCGCCUCCCACCAGCACCUGGACUCGAAGAGCGGGCCCGGGCGUCGUCCGGCUCGCGAUUUCCGGGCCGAACUGGGCCAGGCCGCCUCCCUGGAGGAGGCCACGCUGAUCGUUGCCCAGGCCCUCAUUGCUAAAAUCGUGCGCAGUCUCUCCGGGCUGGCCGAUGAGGAUGUGGAGGCGAGCCAGCCCAUUGUCAGCUGCGGGGUCGAUUCGCUCCUGGCGGUGGAGAUUCGCAGCUGGUUUGCCAAGAUCUUCCAGGCCGACGUGUCCACCUUUGAGAUCCUGGGUGGGAUGAGCUUCGAACGGGUGGGCCGGCUGGUGGCCAUACGUAUUUUCGAAAUGGUCUUGACUGGCCCCAUCGUUAAGGAAUAA
Messenger RNA from Aspergillus niger, 8247 nucleotides. RefSeq lists its product as uncharacterized. The record is from RefSeq and is a predicted model, not a curated record. Lineage: Eukaryota; Fungi; Ascomycota; Eurotiomycetes; Eurotiales; Aspergillaceae. Gene Ontology annotation, biological process: secondary metabolite biosynthetic process; fatty acid biosynthetic process. Bases 1 to 8247 code for a protein of 2748 amino acids. The transcript has 8 exons. Gene Ontology annotation, molecular function: 3-oxoacyl-[acyl-carrier-protein] synthase activity; fatty acid synthase activity; oxidoreductase activity.